GGAGGGAAUGAGGGAUCGGGACACGGCUGGGAUACAGAGUUAAUAAAAUGUAACUGAUAAAAAAAAAUAAAAAAAAUGGAGAAAAAAAUAAAAUGAAUAAUGAAAUUGUGUAUCACUCAUAAAAAAAAUAAAUAAAUGACCCAGUUUUACUUAAAAAAAAAAAAAUGGGUCUGGCCCGAUUGACCCUGAGCUCAGUUGGGUUUUUUCCAACCCUAGGCUUCUCUCCUAGGAACAGUAGCUAGUACGUGGGAGGGCAGGGAUGCAACAUAAACAGCCAUUGGAGACAAGCAGUCUCCUGACCCUAAGAAAGGGAGUGGCAGAAAGAAAGGGCCAUUGGAGUAGAGGCCCCUCAGGGGAUGUUACCACACUUAGAGAACUCUAAAAAAAAAAACCCUUGCAGCACUGGGAGAGACCACUACAGAGAUAUCCCGGAGACAGACACUCAGACAGGAGAGUCAGAAAGACAGGAAUUCUGCAGGUCAGUCUGUGAGUACAUCAGCUCCUUCUUUGGCGUACUGAUGGCAGCAGAGCCCCUGACUGAACUGGAGGCGGCCAUUGGGACCAUAAUGGACAGGUUACACACUUAUGCAUUGAUAGAAGACCAGGGUUUCUACCUGAGCUUCAAAGUGUUUAAGAUACUGGUCAACCAUGAGCUACCUCACAUACUCAAGGAUGUGGGCUCUCUAGAUGAAAAGAUGAAGAGCUUGGAUGUGAACCAGGACUCGAAGCUGAAUUUCAAUGAGUGCUGGAGACUGAUGGGGGAAUUGGCAAAGCCAAUGUGGGAGGAGAAGGUCCUGGAGGUCCUGAAGAAGUAAAGCCUGCUUGUUGGGAUGGGGGUCAGCAGGGUCUGCUGGUCUGGGGCAGGCAGAACUCCCCUCCCUGCAAAUAAAACUUCCUCCUUGAAACACA
Messenger RNA from Meriones unguiculatus (Mongolian gerbil), 909 nucleotides. Its product is annotated as protein S100-A13-like. Gene Ontology annotation, molecular function: RAGE receptor binding. Gene Ontology annotation, biological process: positive regulation of cell population proliferation; positive regulation of canonical NF-kappaB signal transduction. The record is from RefSeq and is a predicted model, not a curated record. Bases 357 to 815 code for a protein of 152 amino acids. NCBI's taxonomy places the organism in Eukaryota, Metazoa, Chordata, Mammalia, Rodentia, Muridae. Gene Ontology annotation, cellular component: perinuclear region of cytoplasm. The transcript is spliced from 3 exons.